GAGGGACACUGACUCUCCUUUGUGAAGUACUCCUGCUCUUCGCCUCCUCCUCUUCCUCCUCCUCGGCCUUCCUCCUCUCUCACACUCUCGCUUCCUAAACCCAAAGCCACACACACACACAGACAGACCAGAAGCCAUGGAGUACAGAUCCACCAGCUACCGCUCCGGCCCCGCCGUCACCAAGAGGAGUUUCACCAGCCAGUCGGCCAUCGUGCCCACGGCCGGCUCCCGCGUCAGCUCCAUGUCCGUGCGCCGCUCCGGCGUGGGCUCCGGCGUUGGCGGAGGGUUCGGCGGCGCCAGCAUGGGCGGCGGCAGCUACAGCUUCAGCAGCAGCAGCAUGGGCGGCGGCAUGGGUGGCGGGUACGGUGGCGGCUACGGUGGCGGGUACGGUGGGGGCUACGCUGGAGCUCCCAUCACCGCCGUCACCGUCAACCAGAGCCUGCUGGCCCCCCUGAACCUGGAGAUCGACCCCAGCAUCCAGGCCGUCAGGACGCAGGAGAAGGAGCAGAUCAAGACCCUCAACAACCGCUUCGCCUCCUUCAUCGACAAGGUGCGCUUCCUGGAGCAGCAGAACAAGAUGCUGGAGACCAAGUGGAGCCUCCUGCAGGACCAGACCACCACCCGCUCCAACAUCGACGCCAUGUUCGAGGCCUACAUCGCCAACCUGCGCCGCCAGCUCGACGGCCUGGGCAACGAGAAGUGCAAGCUGGAGGGCGAGCUGAAGAACAUGCAGGGCCUGGUGGAGGACUUCAAGAGGAAGUAUGAAGAUGAGAUCAACAAGCGUGCAGGUGCAGAGAACGACUUUGUCCUCCUCAAGAAGGAUGUCGAUGCUGCCUACAUGAACAAGGUCGAGCUGGAGGCCAAGGUCGACGCCCUGCAGGACGAAAUCAACUUCCUGAGGGCCGUGUACGAGGCAGAGCUGCGUGAGCUGCAGUCACAGAUCAAGGACACGUCGGUGGUCGUGGAGAUGGACAACAGCAGGGGCCUGGACAUGGACUCCAUCGUGGCCGAGGUGCGCGCUCAGUAUGAGGACAUCGCCAACCGCAGCAGAGCUGAGGCAGAGACCUGGUACAAACAGAAGUACGAGGAGAUGCAGUCUUCAGCCGGCCAGUACGGAGACGACCUGCGCUCCACGAAGGCCGAGAUCGCCGAGAUCAACCGUAUGAUCGCCCGUCUGCAGAACGAGAUCGACGCCGUCAAGGGACAGCGUGCCAACCUUGAGGCACAGAUCGCGGAGGCUGAGGAGCGUGGGGAGCUGGCAGUGAGAGACGCCCGCGCCCGCAUCAAGGACCUGGAGGAUGCCCUCCAGCGCGCCAAGCAGGACAUGGCACGGCAGGUGCGCGAGUACCAGGAGCUCAUGAACGUCAAGCUGGCGCUGGACAUUGAGAUCGCCACCUACAGGAAGCUGCUGGAAGGAGAGGAGAGCAGGCUGACAUCAGGUGGCUCCAACGCUGUCGUCCAUGUCCAACAGAGCAGUGGUGGAACUCUCUCCAGCGCUGGCGGCUUUGGCUAUGGCGGUGGAUAUGGUAUGGGCGGCGGCAUGGGCGGCGGCAUGGGCGGCGGCAUGAGCAGCGGUGGUUCCACCAUCACCAAAUCCGUGGUGUCCAGCAGCAGCAGUUCACGGCGCUACUGAAGAGGAGCCACCCCCCCUCGCUAACCCUCCUCCGACUCCGCACUCCUGACCUUUAAACCUUUUAUUGCCGGCCAUUAACCUUUCUGCACACAUUGAAGUUCCAUGCGUAACCUUGACCCCGAUGUGACCAGUUUACAGUGACACGACAAAAUAACAACAAGUGAGCCAGUGGGCAUCAGAAGAGGGGAGGGGCUAUUGUCUAACCCCACCCCCAUGGCCCACAAGAGGUGUGGCCAUGUCUGGUGCUCCCAUUCUCAGGGUACUAACUGUUGCUAAGUUACGUGGUGAAAUGGGUCCAUUUGUUUGUGCCCAUGAUAACUGAACAUGGCACACAUGGCAUGCUGUUCUCUGUUAAAGUUGAAAACUAGAUGAAUGUCAUAGGACUCAGAAGCCGCAACAGGAAGUUGGGUCAAUAACAGCCCAUAAUAAUAAUCACCAGCUCCAUCCCCGUCCUUCUGUCUCACUGGCACUGUUGGCUCUCCUGUCACAACAUCUAAACACAAGCGUUGUUGUAACCAGGUUUAUUCUUGACCAGACCAUCAGCAAAACACAAAUAAAUCUGAGAUCUAAAGACA
This is a messenger RNA of Sardina pilchardus (European sardine), 2208 nucleotides long. RefSeq names its product intermediate filament protein ON3-like. The record is from RefSeq and is a predicted model, not a curated record. The transcript has 9 exons. Gene Ontology annotation, molecular function: structural constituent of skin epidermis. Gene Ontology annotation, cellular component: keratin filament. Lineage: Eukaryota; Metazoa; Chordata; Actinopteri; Clupeiformes; Clupeidae. Gene Ontology annotation, biological process: keratinization; intermediate filament organization. Bases 137 to 1633 code for a protein of 498 amino acids.